AUGGUAGCCGUUGUCCGUGACAACCACGGUGAGUCGUAUUUUAUUGUCUUUCUUGAAACAACCUACGGACUGGGUGGUUGUGUUGUUCUAUAUAUCUAUCUAUAUAUAUCUAUCUAUCUAUCUAUCUAUCUAUCUAUAUAUGAUAUCUAUCUUUCUUUCUUUCUCAUUUUUCUAUCUAUAUCUAUAUCUAUCUAUCUAUCUAUUCAUCUAUCUAUCUAUCAUAUAUAUAUCUCAGUUAUUUUCUAUUUAUUUCGUUUCUUUCUUCAGUGUUUCUAUCUAUCUAUCUAUUAUCUAUCUAUCUAUAUAUCUCUAAUCUAUCUAUCUAUCUAUCUCAAAAUUCAUCUAUCUAUCUAUCUAUCUAUAAUAUCUAUCUAUUCGUCCAUGCUCAGAAUAUCCCAAUGUGGUAAGCAAACCAAGAUAUCUAUCUAUCUAUCUAUCUAUCUAUCUAUCUAUCUAUCUAUCUAUCUAUCUAUCUCGUCUAUUCUGUUUUUUUCUAUCUCUCUCUGUCUCUAUCUAUCUACCAGUUCUGUUCGCAUCUAUCUAUCUAUCUAUCUAUCUAUCUAUCUCGCCUAUUCUGUUCAUUUUCUAUCGCUAUCUCUCUGUCUAUCUAUCUACCAAAGUCUAUUCGUAUCUAUCUAUCUAUCUAUCUCGCCUAUUCUGUUUAUUUUCUCUCUCUCUCUCUGUCUCUGUCUAUCUGUCUACAAGUUCUGUUCGCAUCUAUCUAUCUAUCUAUCUAUCUAUCUAUCUAUCUAUCUAUCUAUCUAUCUAUCUAUCUAA
Messenger RNA from Acanthosepion pharaonis, 777 nucleotides. NCBI's taxonomy places the organism in Eukaryota, Metazoa, Mollusca, Cephalopoda, Sepiida, Sepiidae. The record is from the annotation of a GenBank genome assembly.